UUAAAUGAAGUGACAACGUUAACAUAUCUUUCUCAGCUUGGCUACCGGCAAGUUAAGCCACCCAGUUUGAAUCUGAUUGAAAGUGAGGUCCAUUUAACUACAACGAAUCGAACUGGCGACGAAGCCCUAAUGACUCCUGUAUCUAACGUGGACUGCGUUCACAUGGCUACUGGCGGAUCAAAAAUGGAGCUUGGAUAUCUCGAAAUGACUCUCAAACAACUGUCCGGACCUCCAGAGGAAGUUUAUCGACGGAUAUUGGAUCGACAGACCAAACUGGAAGAGCAAUAUGAGAGUUUAUAA
Protopolystoma xenopodis is the source of this 300-nucleotide messenger RNA. The record is from the annotation of a GenBank genome assembly. Lineage: Eukaryota; Metazoa; Platyhelminthes; Monogenea; Polystomatidea; Polystomatidae.